Molecule: messenger RNA, 1935 nt
Organism: Miscanthus lutarioriparius
Lineage: Eukaryota; Viridiplantae; Streptophyta; Magnoliopsida; Poales; Poaceae
Source: the annotation of a GenBank genome assembly
AUGCCGGCGCUGCCCCUACGCCGCUGGUCCUCCCCCGUUCCCUUGCUACUCAUCCUAUCGCUCUUCGCCUCCUCCCCUCUCUUCUUCUCCCCGAGCCCCGCAGCAACCGCCGUCGGAGAUUGCCCUCUGGAUUUUAGCUGGGCAAACUUCACAUUAGCUGCGGCUGCCUGCUCUGAUCCGACCCAGCGGGCGGCAUGCUGCCGCUACAUCAAUGCGUUCCUUGCCAUUUCCAUUGCUCGCUACGCCAAUGCCACCGGCAGGCUGGGGGUCCCUCCUGCCUUUGCGGAGAUCUGUCUCAGCUCGGUGUCCGAGACGUUCAAGCUGCGGGGGAUCCCCACCGAUGCCGAUGUCUUCUGCGGGCUGGGACCCAAGAUAAGGGUCUCGUAUCAGUGCGCUGGGCGGGAUACCGUGCUGGAGGUGAUGCAGUCCCCGAACUUCAACGACGUUAUCGGGAGCUGCAGGGGCCCUCUGUCGCUGGAUAUCACCUGUAAGACUUGCUUGAAUUAUGGCAUCGUGUACCUCCAUCGCCUCAUCGGUUCAGACGAUAAUGUUGGCCUGAGUGUGUGCCGCAACGCGGUUUUUGUAACGCUUGCGACUCAAGAGGGUAUUCUUUCAUACGAAGAUAUCGUCAAGUGCUUCUUUGGUGUCCAGGGAAUCACCACAUUUCCAGGACCAGCAUCUGUCACAUCAACCCCAGCAUCCUCUCCAAAUGUCACUGUUGAUUCUCCGGCUCCAAAUAUCAAGAGUCUUCCACAGAAACAUCAGCAACACUACAGGAUUACAGUUAUUCCAGCGAUAGGAAUCGGUGUUAUAUUGCUUGCUGUGCUGCUGCAAAUCAUCUUAGUGGCCAAUCACCAAUGUUCCAAAGGUACAGCUAAAGAAACAAUGAAAGCAACGGAUAAUUUCAGCACAGUUAUUGGAAAGGGAGGAUUUGGAACUGUCUGUAAAGCUCAAUUCAAUGAUGGCUCUAUAGCUGCGGUGAAAAGGAUGGAUAAGGUUUCAAAACAAGCUGAAGAAGAGUUCUGUAGAGAAAUGGAACUCUUGGCUAGGUUGCAUCAUCGCCAUCUCGUGACCCUCAAGGGCUUCUGUAUUGAAAAGAAAGAAAGGUUUCUUGUGUAUGAAUACAUGGCGAACGGAAGUCUAAAAGAUCACCUGCACUCAUCUGGAAGGAAGCCGUUAAGCUGGCAGACAAGGCUACAGAUUGCAAUGGACGUGGCCAAUGCUCUGGAGUAUCUCCAUUUCUUUUGUAACCCUCCACUCUGCCAUAGAGACAUCAAAUCGAGCAAUAUUCUUUUGGAUGAGCAUUUUGUUGCAAAGGUUGCUGAUUUUGGCCUUGCACAUGCAUCAAGAACUGGAGCGAUCAGCUUUGAAGCUGUGAACACGGAUAUACGAGGAACCCCAGGGUACAUGGACCCCGAAUAUGUGGUUACUCAAGAGUUGACAGAGAAGAGUGAUAUAUACAGCUACGGCGUGCUUCUUUUGGAGCUUGUGACUGGACGGAGAGCAAUACAAGACAACAAGAACUUGGUUGAGUGGGCACAGAUGCACCUUUCGUCUGGAGUGAUCUCUCCUGAAAUUGUAGACCCAAGGAUCAGGGCUGCUGUUGACGUGGACCAGCUGCAUCUCGUGGUCGGCAUUGUGCAAUGGUGCACCCAGAGAGAAGGGCGGCAGAGGCCAUCCAUCAGGCAGGUUUUGAGGAUGCUCUCGGAGAGGCUGGAUCCGGGGAACGGCAGCUUUGGCGAGGGCAUGGAAGACGCAGAGGGGGGCUUUUAUCCCAGGAGCAGCAAGUGUGGCACCCAUCACCGGAACGAGCUGGUCCCUUACAGCGGUGACAUGAGGUCCCUGCAUUCCUCGUCGAGCACGACCAGGUCUUACUGCAGCCGCAGCAUGCUGCUUGAGAGUGGGCAGACUCAAUCUCCCCCAGAAACCCUGUGA